AUGAAUCCGAUCGCUGUGGUCGUCACGUUCUGUAUUUUAUUCUCACUAGCGGAGAAAUGUCCACCUGACCUUCAUUAUGACUAUAAAAAGUACGCAGAUUUUGAAAAAUCCGACAAAAAGGUUAUUAAGCAACACCUCGGCAAGAAUUUUACCAAAGGUGAUCUAUUCCUCCAAUUUCAAGUGGAUCUAGACCCCGAUUGGAUACGGACCAAAAUUUCUAGGCCUACUGUCGUUUUUCCCAGAGACGCGGACAAGAAGCCCUUCUUCUAUAUAUAUUAUCCCUGGAAAUCAGGCACCAGUGAGCAAUUUGACCUAAUGUCUGCGGCAGAAUUCAUCGACUUUUUAUACCAGUGUUAA
This is a messenger RNA of Haemonchus placei, 357 nucleotides long. Lineage: Eukaryota; Metazoa; Nematoda; Chromadorea; Rhabditida; Trichostrongylidae. The record is from the annotation of a GenBank genome assembly.